AUGUCGAUUGAGCUAGACUGGCCGCAGGUCACGCAGGAGCUCGCAGAUGGCCUGCGUGAUCGCCUGAAUGCGGUGCUAGCCGAGGCGCCGCUGCCCUCGUUCAUGGGCCCUGUCCAUAUCCACACACUUGCGUUCGGCACCGACGCCCCCGACGUGGAGCUGCAGCACCUCGGCGACCUUUGGCCCGAGUUCCGCGAGGCGGUGUGCGGCCGGCGUAUGGACUCGCGAGCCUCGACGCCGCCCACAUCACGGAGCUCGUCCGGGAUACGUACGCCCACUGCGCCGAUGCGCAUGCGCACCUUUCGGCAGUACGACACCGAGGCGGCGCCAGUCUCGGUGCACUGCGACUCGGAGUCGAGCGAGUGGGGCGACGAGGACUCGCUGCUGCGCUGGAGCGAGACAGAUUCCGAUGCGGGCUGUACCGAGAGCCUCUACGCACCGAGCGAGCCGCCCGAGCAGGCCGACAGCACGAGCGGCACGCCGUCGGUCCAAGCGCACCUCGGCGUGCAGUGGGUGAGCAGCACGGUGCGCCUGCACCUCACGACCACGCUGCAGAUCCACCACGGCGACACGCCCGUGAUGGCACUGCCCAUGACACUCACCCUCACGGGCUUCGAGCUGAGUGGCCAAGUGAUCCUCGCGCUCGAUGGCGACGAAAAGUGCCUCUACGUGACGCUGUGCGAGCGCGGCGACGGCGAGACGCCGAGCGGCGUGCGCACGCGGCACAAGGCGGCGCGGAUCCUGCCGUUCCUCACGUUCGACUCGCGCAUCGGCGAGCCGACCAAGCACGUCUUGGAAAACGUCGGCAAGGUCGAGCGCUUCUGCGGCGACGUCGUGCGGCAGCUGCUCGACGCGGAGCUCGUCUUUCCCAACUUUUACACGCUAGCAUUACCUGAAUGA
Messenger RNA from Malassezia japonica, 900 nucleotides. Its product is annotated as Mitochondrial distribution and morphology protein 12. Gene Ontology annotation, molecular function: lipid binding. The transcript has a single exon. Gene Ontology annotation, biological process: mitochondrion organization; phospholipid transport. The record is from RefSeq and is a predicted model, not a curated record. The coding region runs from base 1 to 900 and encodes 299 amino acids. Lineage: Eukaryota; Fungi; Basidiomycota; Malasseziomycetes; Malasseziales; Malasseziaceae. Gene Ontology annotation, cellular component: ERMES complex.